Molecule: messenger RNA, 4792 nt
Organism: Rhincodon typus (whale shark)
Lineage: Eukaryota; Metazoa; Chordata; Chondrichthyes; Orectolobiformes; Rhincodontidae
Gene: pym1
Product: PYM homolog 1, exon junction complex associated factor
Exons: 2
Coding region: 122-697 (191 amino acids)
Biological process (GO): exon-exon junction complex disassembly
Cellular component (GO): cytoplasm; exon-exon junction complex
Molecular function (GO): RNA binding
Source: RefSeq, a predicted model, not a curated record
GUUCCACUCGCCAGUGAAUGGUUGUUUUUAACCCUUGUGAAUGAAGUUCUAAUCAGGAUGAACUUGUAAUAAACCUUAAUGUUUCUUGGCCCACUGGGAGACCUUAUGUUCAGCUCACGGCAUGUGUAAUUUUGUGCAAAAUGGCAACGCAAAAAUUGAAAGAAUGUUAUUUUACUCAACAGGCAUUACAUUUGCAGGGGCAUAUCUGCUACCUCAUGAAAGGUACGAAAACAAGUAUGUGAAGUUUUUCAAAAGCAAACCCGACCUGCCACCUGGCCUUAACCCAGACGAAACCGCCAAAAGCAAGCAGCAACAGUCAAAGCACGACGGAGAGCUGGCUGGGUUAUCCAAGUCAGCUAAACGCAACCUCAAGCGCAAAGAGAAGCGCAAACAGCAGCAGGAAAGUGACGGCACCGCCGACGCCGAUGAGCUGAGCCAAACAUUGCAGAAAACCACCAUUGGUGGCGGCGGUGGCAGCAGUCCGAACUCUCAGGCUGUUGCAUUGCAAGGCGAUCACGAUGGAGUAGAGAAGGCAAAGAAGGUAAAAAAUCUUAAAAAGAAACUGCGCCAAAUUGAUGAACUGCAGCAAAAACUAGACUCUGGUGAGAUUAAACAGGCGACGAAAGAGCAGCUGGACAAGCUGAGCCGCCGAAAACUGCUGGUGGAGGAGCUGGAGGGUUUGGAAUUGGGUUUAUAGGAAUAACUGUUGUAUGCUACCAAGAAUACUGGGAGAGUCAUUGUUCCAUACCGACACAAGAUAUCCACACCAAAUAACUACCAGAUAAUACAGGCUCGCAUCUUAAAGAGACCAAGGGUCAUACAAUAAGACAACAUCACCCAUGCUGGUACUCAUGCUGCCUUUCACACUGUUAGUUUUAUUAGAAAUGGAGGGAAUAUUUUUCCAAAAAUAUCAUUCCUAAGUCUUGAUACUGAGGUAUGGAAUAAAUGCUGUUUGGGACUGCAUUGGGUCUUCACUGCCAGACUACGUGACUUCAGAACAUUGUCUGUGUACUGCAUCUGUCGUUGCGUGCUUGAUCUGGACUAGGGGAUUUGCUGUGUCGAAAGGCCUGAUCAUCGUCUCGUCCUUUCAUUAGGAGGAGAAAAAUCCAGUGUUUGCUGCAGCAAAUGUGUUCAAAGCAACUCCUGCCCCCUUUUUGUUGUAUUCAAACUGAGAGACACUUAAUGAGGGGAGUAAGAUGCAUUAUUGAUUGGGAACGUUAAAGUAGAAGUAAUCCUUUCUGGGAUACUGCUGCACUUCUGAUUUUUGUUUAAAAUUGUGCUUGCUCCCAUUGACAACAUGGGAAUAAUUGCUUCUUGUAUGUCUCCCAUCUGGUGAGCAUUUCUCCAAAGGCUUUAAUAAAAAAUCAUUUUUGUGUUGUUCAAAAGUGCUGAAAGAAAAUGAUCAAAGCAUUUUCCUCAUGAAGUGCUGACUGUGCUUUCACUGAUAUAAAAUUAAUGAUGCAAUACUGGUUUGAACUUAGACUUGAAUGGUGCCGUUAACCUGUGUUCAUCUUUGAUUUGUUCACUAUCUUGUUGCCAUCAGUAUAAUUUCAGAGUUGUGCGGCAUUCCCUGUACGUGGACAGCAAGCAUCGCUAUGAAUUAUCGAAAAUUUACCCACAGACCAGCCAUUGUGCUUCAACGUAAUUCAAUCUCCAUGGCAUUCUUUGGGACGUUUUGGAAAUGAGGCGCAAUAUGAAUGCAAUUCUAUCUUGAGCUGUCUAACUACAUUGAAUGCAAAUGUAUAUGGUAUAGGACUGCACACUUGCCAGGUGGCACUAAAAUGGGCAUGUGCAGUUGGGGAAAAGAGGUCCCUUGACCACUGAAAUCAUUGAUUGGAUAUAUAAGAAACAUGACGAUGUCUAUCGCCAACUUUCUCUAUUCAGGUAAUGGAGAUAAUUUCAAGGGUGAAUUGCAGUAUUUUGGAUUCACAUUAGAUUAAAAAUUCCAGUCAACGUGAUGCAUUAACUACAGAUGGGUUUGAAAUGGGCUGUGGCAUUGGUGGUCUUGCUGCCAAAUGGCAAUACUUUGGGGAUGUUGGCAAGAGAAACCUUUAGAAGCUGCAGAGAUUCUCUGCUCCAACAAUAUGAGGUAAUGUUUUUGUCCUCACAUGCUGACAGCCAUCUCAAACUUUCUCAUGAAAUAGAGGCAGAUGUCUGCAGACAACUAAAUUCAGUGCUUGUAAUGAGGUUGCUAGUUAAUGUAUUGGCUAAGGGUUAAAAGCCAUAUUUUAUAUACUUUAUAAGUAAUUGCCCAUUCUAGAGAAAUGCCAAAAUCAACUUCCCCAAUUUUUUAAUUACUAGACAAUUUAUUUUUAUGACCCAAUUAAGGAUUGAAAUUUAUUCAUGAAAGCUGCCAAUACUGUAUGGUUUGGGACUUUCCACGCUUUUAGUUCUUGUCAUUGCCAUUUUAACUUUUUUUACAAUAUUGUAUAUAUUUUGGGUGUACGUUUAGGAAAGUAAUCUGGAAUGAUAUACACAGAAUGUAGAGUUAACAAACUACUUAGAUGUGACGAUAAAGUGGCAGCUGGCAAUCAGUGUAAAUUUCGCAGUGCAUCUAUCUGAUUUGCAGUCUUGUUUUUUGACUGGAGUUCUGUUUGAAUGUCUUCAAUACUUAAUAUAGAUCACCCUUUUAAAAACAUUUAAGUGGUCUCUGGCUAAAUGCCAAGAGGUGAUGCAAGUGUUGCAUAUAGGCCUGACGUGAGCAAUGAAUUCUGUUUGUUUUGAAUCACUUAUUGAUUGUAAAUCAGCAGCAAGGAGCUCCUUGUAGAGGGCCUGUGAAUGGUUAUUUGGGCUUUCUUGUCAUUCCAGCCUGCCAGAUUAGUUUUGCAUGGUUGUUUCCUGGUUUCUGAAGCACUGUCAUUGCUUCAGGUUCUGUGACCGUUCAGAGUGCAUGUAUUAUCCCAUCUACAUGCAUAACAAUAGAGUACUUGCCUCAACCUGCUACUUUUAUUUAAACUCUUUAUUAGGUCAUCCGUACUGAAGCUUGUGUUGAUAGAGUUACUAAUGCUUUCAAUAAGCAUACUUUAAACUUGGGACCAAUCCAGUCUUAAAAUGGGUGAAACUUAUUGCUGCAAUAAUGUGGCAUUAGAUUAAAGGCUGCUGACUCUGACCCUUGGGCCAUUAGAAGAUGGCUUUAAUUCUCCAAGGAAAGACAGGAAUUCUGGAGGAUCAAUUUCCCUGACCUGGGAAAAGGUACAACAGGCUUUUGCCAGUGCAAAGGCUUAGCUUAAAGGGUUAGGUUUUGAUGCAGGCGAACAAUGCUUUUAAUAAAUCCAGUUGCUUUGUAUUAUUCGGAAGCUAAUAGCGUAUGAUUCCCAAAGUGCUGGCAGCCUCUGGUACUGGAUAUGUGAGCCAAGGUGAUUGGCGAAGAGCAUUCAACCUAGGAAUCUUGUGCUCUUACUGCAUCCACCUGUGGCCUUCCUGCAAGAGUUACUCAUUCCCUAGCCCAGCAGCAUUGGUUAAUUGUAGUUCUCCUACUGCUGGCCCAUUCUAGAUGGGUUAACACAGGUUGCAAGGGAAUGAACAUUAAAUCUGGGAACUUUUUAAGAACUCUGUACCACACUUUUGAUAUUUACCUAUUAAGGUACCAGGGGAGUUUGGGAGAAAAUCACCAGAAAUAAUUGACAAAAUAUAUAACUGGCGUUAUCAGUGGAUACCGUAACAGAUGUGCACUUUUUUUCUUUCAAAUAUUUGUUCAUUCAUCUAGAUACUUGGAAAGAAGAGGGGUAGAAAACCAAAACCUUGAAUAUUUAGUAACAAUUUACCACAAUAUAACUAAGACCAUAUUCCGUAGAUUAUAUUUUUGUAGUUGUUUAGCUUUACAAUCUUUCCUGUUACCGAUCUUCCAGUGCCACUUCCUGCCUCAGCUUAACCUGCUAGCAUUUUGGUAAUGAUUCCAUGAACAAGGAAUAAACCUGUGGUUGCUGCACAGAACUAGGUAAAAUGAGGAAAGAAACUGCCUUUGAAAAGUUGUAUUAUAAACAUUGAAAUUUUGAACAUUAUUGAUCAUCUCAGUAUGAGUUAAGCAAACCCGAAACACUAAAUUAGUGUUAGUUUUCUUUGUAUGCUUUCUCCACUUUCUCAACAUUUUGGUUCCUCGCAGGUGUGUACCAGUUGGCCUCCCACCAAUGGCUUAAGUGGCCAUUUGACCUUUGUCACGGAGUGCCAGGAGAUGAUAUUGAUCAUCAAAAGCAUCCUGUUUGGCCCAAUUCUAUCUGUUCUUGUCCAUACAUGUGUACUUCUAGUAGGAGUUAUUGGAAGUGGGAGUCAGGGUUGACUUUUCUGUCUUAAGCUUGGGAGGUUGACCCAUUUUGUAACAUCCCUCCAGAGACUGGCUAAUAGAUAACUCAGAAGUUGAACUUGACACUUCCUGGUUUGUAUGACACCUUGAAGUGCUGCAUUUACCAACAAAGUAAUUUGGGAAACUUUUAUCCUGUUUGGAAGAAUUCAACAGAAAUCUGCAUCUAGCAGUUUGCACUGCUACAUAAACCUGUCAGGUUUUCAUCCCCUGCAAAGAAUUGAAGUCACUUCUAUUUAUUUGUAACAGGCCACUCUAUAAAAGUUCAUGAAUUCGAUACAAGGGUUUUGGAGAGAUCCAGUAUUUUCCCCACCACCGCCCCUAUCUCCCAGUUCUUGGUAUUGGAACAUUUGAAUUGAAGCUUAGAAAAGUGGAAAUAAAAUGUUUUAUUCUAAGUAACUAUUAAGAAAUGUGUUGCUUGUUGUGUUGUGGAUUAUCAGUGAUGUGGUACAAAGCUUUCCAGAGCUAGUGAAUAAAGUUGAAAUAUGUUACCAA